UCACUCCUGAUCUUAUUGGGAAUGCAUCUAGUUUAUCCCCAUUGCAGAUGAUAUUAGCUGUUGGUUUUAGAUAUAUACUGUUUAUUAUUUUUAGGAAUGACCCUUCUAUUCCUAUGCUUUCUAGUGUUUUUAAUAGGAAUGAGUGUUGUAUUUUAUCAAAGGCUUUUUCUGCAUCUAUUGAGAUAAUCAUGUGGUUCUUGCUAGUUUGCUUGUUGAUGUGGUCAAUUAUGUGGAUGGUUUUCCUAAUGUUGAACCAGCCCUGCAUCCCUGGUAUAAAUCCUACUUGAUCAUGGUGGAUGACCCUUCUGAUCACUUGCUGGAGUCUUUUUGCUAGUAUCCUAUUUAAGAUUUUUGCAUCUAUAUUCAUUAGGGAGAUUGGUCUAUAAUUUUCUUUCUCCAUUUUUGAACUGCCUGGUUUUAGAAUCAGUACCAUGUUUGUGUCAUAAAAGGAGUUUGGUAGAACUCCCUCUUUGCUUAUUAUGUCAAAUAGUUUGUAUAGUAUUGGGAUUAACUGUUCUCUGAAUGUUUGAUAGAAUUCACUGCUGAAUCCCUCAGGCCCUGGGGAUUUUUUCUUAGGAAGUUCUUUGAUGGCUUGUUGGAUUUCAUUUUCUGAUAUGGGAUUAUUUAAGAAUUCUAUUUCUUCUUCUGUUAGUCUAGGCAGUUUGUAUUUUUGUAUAUAUUCAUCCAUAUCACCUAGGUUGGUAUAUUUAUUGCCAUAUAAUUGGGCAAAGUAGUUUUUAAUGAUUGCCUUAAUUUCCUCUUCAUCGGAGGUGAUGUCCCCCUUUUCAUCUUUGAUGCUGUUAAUUUGCUUUUCUUCCUUCCUUUUUUAAAUUAGAUUGACCAGUACUUUUUCUAUUUUGUUUGUUUCAACGAUUUUCUAAAUUGUCUGUUUUGUGAAUGAGAUGCUUCACAUUUUACCUAAUUUUUUCAUUCUUUUUGUUUUGUUUUAUAGUGUCCUGCUGCCUUGUGAGGUCACUUGAUUCUAGUUGUUUUACUCUGGUUCUUUUCCCAAUUGUCUUCAGACUCUCUUAGUUGUGUUUUGAGUUCUUCUACAGCCUGUAUCCAAUUCGCUGGGAUUUAUGGUUUAUCGUUUGCUGAUCUCUCCCCCUCUCUUCCAUUUGCUGAGUAGUUGCUAUCUAUUGUAGUUUUUCUUCUUUGUUGUUGUUUGCUCAAAUUCACCCCUUCUUUACUCCCCGUAUUUGUCUGUGCUCUUGUUCCUCUCAUUUUCUUUGUUUUUUGGGGACUUCUAUCAGAAUUCUCUGAUAGAAGUCUCUGAGAGAAGACUCUGAAUGAUCGUAAGGCAUGGAACAUGAUCUUCAGAAAGGCAAGAGAGCUGGGUCUCCAACCAAGAAUCAGCUACCCAGCAAAACUGACUAUAUACUUCCAAGGGAAAGUAUGGGCAUUCAACAAAAUAGAAGACUUCCAACUUUUUGCAAAGAAAAGACCAGAGCUCUGUGGAAAGUUUGAUACCGAAAAUCAAAGAGCAAGGAAUACCUGAAAAGAAGGAAAGAUCAGACUUGAAAUGAAAGAGAUGACUGCAGAGCUAAGCCUGUCUGGGGAAGAAACUCAGAGGCAAAGAUGCGUUGGUGAUGGUGCCUGUGAUUCCACUUGGAGAGAAAACUUGGAUGUACAUCAGAAAAUCCACACUGGAGGGAAGCCUUACGAAUGUAAUCAAUGUGGUAAAACAUUUGAAAAGAGAGCUUAUCUUACUGUACAUCAGAGAAUCCACACUGGAGAGAAAUCUUAUGAAUGUAAUCAGUGUGGAAAGGCUUUUUCACAGAAGUCUGGUCUUACUUUACAUCAGAGAACCCACACUGGAGAGAAAUCUUAUGACUGUUACCGGCUUAGUAAAAUCCUCAGUCAAAAGUCAACCCUUAUUUCCCCUCAGGCACUGCCAACUCAGUAAACAACAGUCCUUGGGGGCAGCUGUGUGGACCCCAGCCAUACCUUUGAGAACGUUUGCUCUACUGAUGACCCUGGGGUCAGGCUGCUGAUUAAAGGAAGAUUGCAGGGACCCUGGACUGGCCCUGGACGUGGGGCUUCAGCACAUUGAUCAGACAUGGUCCCAGGCUGUGCCUAAUGAUGGAGGAGCACACAAGUAAGAGAAAUGGUUUUGUCUCACUUGGAAGUAAUCCAAUGCUAACGUUUACAUAAUUCAAGCUGAAUCCCUUUCUUUUUCCCGAUGGAAUCAUGAGUAUGAUUACCACUUCAGUUUAGGAAGAUGAGAAUUAGAGACUGCUUGGUGUCUCUUGACAUGAGACUUCAGGGGCCUAGAAGGGAGCCUCCGUGAUCUUCAGUGUUAGGUCUAGUCAUUUAAAGGUGAUUAGGUACAAGAAAAAGAGAGUCACAUACUGAAGCCAGAGCGUGCAUUGACUACUAGGAAAGACAUCCGAAUGCAGAAUAGAGAUUGAGAUUGGGGCCUAGUAUCAGCCCUGGCCUAGUCUGUUAGUAAACAUUAAAGAAGCAUCUACUAUGUUCUAGCCUCUGAGGACACAAAGGGAAACAAAACACAGUCCCUGUUGUCAGAGCUCAGAAUCUAGUAUACAAACAUAGUGAUAGUUCAGGAAGAAGUAAAAGAUCAUGAACCUGACUGUUAAAUGAUCCAGGGAAAAGAAGGUGUUUUAUGAAUGGAAAUCCAUUUAGUUAAACAGGGAAAUAAGUGAAUAGAAGUAUGAGAACAAUUCAGUUUAAGAAGGGCAGAAUUGAGGAACAAAGAGUAAAAAUCAAAAUCAUAAGGAAAAAAUAAUAUCUAGCAGUUAAAUAGCACCUACUGUGUGCAGUGCAUUUUAUCAAUAUUAGCUCAUUUGGUUCUCAUAAGAACCAUAAGGGUUCAGUGUAAUAAUUAUUCUCAUUUUACAAGUGAAGCAACCUGCAUAAGCAGAGGUCUUAUGACUUGCCCAGGAUCACAGUACUAGCAAAUGUCUGGGAUUGGUAUGCUUCUAUCCAGUGUACCAGAAAACUCCAAAUGCUCAUAUAUGAGUGAGGUUGAAAAUGAGAGAAGUUUACAAACUUUCUUGCUGAGGGAUGAAUAUGCCUUUUUUUUUGUUUCUUUUUAGCUCCUUAGCCAAUCAGCAAAAUGAAUGGCAAUUUACCAUUUAAAAUUCUUAUUACUUUAUCCAUUGUGCCACUUAGCUGCUUAAUUGGAAUUGGUUGAUAAGAGCAGUAACCAUUGUUACAGUAGCCAUGAAUGUAGCUGAAGCAAACACUAUGGAAGCAUUUAGAGUUUGAUCAAACAUCAAAGACUCCAAGAUAAUUCACCAUAUCUACACACGUUGCCAAUCAUCUUGUCAUUUGCAACAUGAGAAAUAUGGAAACCAGUUUUAGAUGACUGCACAUGUAUAACCUAUAUCAGAUUGCUUGCCUUCUCAAGGAGCAGUGUGAGAAAGUAGGGAGGGAGAGAAUUUGAAACUCAGAAUAAGAAAAAAAAAUGCUGGGUCACCAGAGCCAAGAUGGCAGACAGAAAUCAGGGAUUUACCUCAGGUUUCCCAAAUUCUCCUCGAUAUGACUUUAAAAUAAUGUCUCUGAACAUUCUGGAACAGAAGAACUCCAAAAAGGAUGCGGUAAAGAAUUUUUCUGCCUAGAGACUUUAGAAGGCCAUCAGGAAAGGUAACUCCCACCAUGGUGAAAGUGGAGCAAAGUCUAGCACAGGCUAUACCCUAACAGAAUAAUAGCAAGGCCAUGCCUUACUCUGUCAGCAGCAAAGCCAUGUGCCCUGACCCAUCAGCAGCAGGCCCUUAAGGGAACUGAAUUGGCAGAAGCAACUUCUGAAGCUCUUAGUCCACAGACAGUAAAGGGCAGGGGGCGGUCAGACAAUUUAACAGGAGAUCAAAGGUCCUUUUUCUAGCAUUGGAUGCAGGAGUCUGUUUCAUAGCUCAUAUGUGGGUUCUAGUUCCAGGCCUGGUGGCAGUCCCAAUGUAAGAAAUACCAUUAGCUACAAGCACUAGAAAUAGUAGAAUUUGCACCCAUGAGGGAUUUGGGAUGCUGAUCACAGUUCCAAAAUGUGAAAUAAAAGGCUGGUUAUUCACUGUCCAGAGUAUAAGCCAAGAGAGUAGUGAACACACCUCUUUGUACAUCACAUCACCUUGGAAGAAGUGAAAACGUAUAGAACCACUACACCCCAUUCCAGAGCCACCUCUGAAAACACUUACAUUUCAAAACUAAACACGAGGUUUCAAGCAAUGACUCCUCUACCCCAGGAGCAGACUUCAAAUUUAGCAUAAAAGUCAGGAAAUAGGCUACAGGGACUUCCGGUUAAGAUGGCGGCUUAGAGAAAGCUAAAGUUCAGAUCUCCGGAAAACCCUUCCCGACCGAUCUCAAACUAUAAGCUCCUAAGGUGCCGAAAUUCAAAACGAUCAACAGCACAGACCCUGGGAACCCUCCUCCUGGACCUGGACCCGGUUCAAAAGGUACGGCUCCCCUCAAAAGCCAGAACCCGAGAUCACUCGGACCUCAGGGGUAGGAGCGCAGAGUCCAAGGCUCCCGGAAGCCGCAGCCCGGUGGGGCUCAGAGAGCAGGGUCCUCGGAACAACAACCCUCAGGGCCUUCUACCCGAGUCCGGGUGAAAGUUACUGCCUGGGGCUUCCGCUGCAGAGAGCUGGUCGAAACAACAGCAACCCUCAGGGCGGGCAAGACAGCCUCACGGGCUGGAUCCUGCUAUCCAAGUCUCAGUGAAAGUCUUUGCCCUCGGAGCUUGGGGAAGCUGCAGCCCAUCCCCCGCAGGCCGAAGAAACAGCCUCACGGCCAGCGAUUCUGAAGGCAACUUCCGGAAAGCGAGCCGGGGGGAGAGUGUGGCCUUGUGGUCCGACCCUUCCAUUCCAGUUCCAGUGAGGCAUAUUCAGUUUAACCCAGGGAAAGCUCAUAGAACCAACAUCUGCCCAGGACUAAAGCCUCUGAACACCAGACAGAGAUAAGAAAAGCUAAUCCUCCACAUUCAGAGAUGACAAACUCCACAGAAGCACAGAAGCCCCAAAAUACCAAGAAAAAUAAGAAGAAAGGGGCGACUUUGGACACAUUCUAUGGAGCCAAAAUACAAAAUACAGAGCAGAUAGAAGAAGAUAUACAAGAAAAUUCUCCAAAAUCUUCCAAAGGAAAUAGAAACUCUCCACAAACCCAUGAAGAAUUUGAAUCAGAAAUGACCAAAAAGAUGGAAGCCCUCUGGGAGGAAAAGUUGGAAAUAUUGCAAAAGAAAUUCACGCAUCUACAAAACCAGUUUGACCAAACUGUAAAAGAAAACCAGGCUUUAAAGCAAGAACUAAUAAAGCAAAGCCAAAACACCAAGAAAUUAGAAGAGAACAUAAAAUAUCUCACCAACAAGGUGAUAGAUCUGGAAAAUAGAGGGAGAAGAGAAAAUUUAAGAAUAAUUGGACUCCCAGAAAAGCCAGAAAUAAACACCAAACUGGACAUGGUGAUACAAGAUAUAAUCAAAGAAAAUUGCCCAGAGAUUCUAGAACAAGGGGGCAAUACAGCCACUGACAGAGCUCACAGAACACCUUCUACACUAAACCCCCAAAAGACAACUCCCAGGAAUGUAAUUGCCAAAUUCCAAAGCUAUCAAACAAAAGAAAAAAUCCUACAGGAAGCCAGAAAAAGACAAUUUAGAUAUAAAGGAAUGCCAAUCAGGGUCACACAAGACCUUGCAAGUUCUACUCUGAAUGAUCGUAAGGCAUGGAACAUGAUCUUCAGAAAGGCAAGAGAGCUGGGUCUCCAACCAAGAAUCAACUACCCAGCAAAACUGACUAUAUACUUCCAAGGAAAAGUAUGGGCAUUCAACAAAAUAGAAGACUUCCAACUUUUUGCAAAGAAAAGACCAGAGCUAUGUGGAAAGUUUGAUACUGAAAAUCAAAGAGCAAGGAAUACCUGAAAAGAAGGAAAGAUCAGACUUGAAAUGAAAGAGAUGACUGCAGAGCUAAGCCUGUCUGGGGAAGAAACUCAGAGGCAAAGAUGCAUUGGUGAUGGUGCCUGUGAUUCCACUUGGAGAGAAAACUUGGAUGUACAUCAGAAAAUCCACACUGGAGGGAAACCUUUUGAAUGUAAUCUGUGUGGAAAGGCUUUUAUAGGGAGAGCCAGGCUUACUGUACAUCAGAGAAUCCACACUGGAGAGAAACCUUUUGAAUGUAAUCAAUGUGGAAAGACUUUUGCACGCAAGUCUCAUCUUAUUGCACAUCAGAGAAUCCACACUGGACAGAAACCUUUUGAUUGUAAUCAGUGUGGAAAGGCUUUUAUACAAAAGGUGACUCCUACUGUACAUCAGAGAAUCCAUACUGGAGAGAAACCUUUUGAAUGUAAUCAGUGUGGAAAGGCAUUCAGAUCUAGAAAUAAUAUGGUUAAACAUCAGAGAUUCUGCAAUGGAGAGAAACCUUUUAAAUGUAAUCAAUGUGGAAAGACUUUUAUACAAAGGACCAAACUUACUGAACAUCAGAGAAUCCACACUGGAGAGAAACCUUUUGAAUGUAAUCAGUGUGGAAAGGCAUUCAGAUCUAGAAAUAGUUUGGUUACACAUCAGAGAAUCUGCAAUGGAGAGAAACCUUUUAAAUGUAAUCAAUGUGGAAAGGCUUUUAUACAAAGGACCAAACUUACUGUACAUCAGAGAAUCCACACUGGAGAGAAACCUUUUGAAUGUAAUCAAUGUGGAAAGGCUUUCAGAGGUAGGGACGUUCUCAUACUACAUCAGAGAAUCCACACUGGACAGAAACCUUUUGAUUGUAAUCAGUGUGGAAAGGCUUUUUCACAGAAGUAUACUCUUACUGUACAUCAGAGAAUCCACACUGGAGAGAAACCUUUUGAAUGUAAUCAGUGUGGAAAGGCAUUCAGAUCUAGAAAUAGUAUGGUUAAACAUCAGAGAUUCUGCCAUGGAGAGAAACCUUUUAAAUGUAAUCAGUGUGGAAAGGCUUUUAUACACAAGUCUGGUCUUACUGUACAUCAGAGAAUCCACACUGGAGAGAAACCUUUUGAAUGUAAUCAGUGUGGAAAAGCUUUCAGAUGUAGAAAGAGGCUGGUUGCACAUCAGAGAAUCCACACUGGAGGGAAACCUUAUGAAUGUAAUCAAUGUGGUAAAACAUUUGAAAAGAGAGCUUAUCUUACUCUACAUGAGAGAAUCCACACUGGACAGAAACCUUUUGAAUGUAAUCUGUGUGGAAAGGCUUUUUUAUGGAGAGCCAGGCUUACUGUACAUCAGAGAAUCCACACUGGAGAGAAACCUUUUGAAUGUAAUCUCUGUGGAAAAGCUUUUACAGAGAAAUCUGGUCUUACUGUACAUCAGAGAAUCCACACUGGAAAGAAACCUUAUGAGUGUAAUCAGUGUGGAAAGGCUUUUAUAUGGAGGAACAAGCUUACUAUACAUCAGAGAAUGCACACUGGAGAGAAACCUUUUGAAUGUAAUCAGUGUGGAAAGGGUUUUAUACAAAGGACCAAACUUACUGUACAUCAGAGAAUCCAAACUGGAGAGAAAUCUUAUGAAUGUAAUCAAUGUGGAAAGGCUUUUUCACAGAAGUCUGGUCUUACUGUACAUCAGAGAAUUCACACUGGAGAGAAACCUUUUGAAUGUAAUCAGUGUGGAAAAUCUUUUACACACAAAUCUGGUCUUACUGUACAUCAGAGAAUCCACACUGGAGAGAAACCUUUUGAAUGUAAUCAGUGUGGAAAAGCUUUUAUACAAAAGGUGAGUCUUACUGUACAUCAGAAAAUCCACACUAGAGAGAAAUCUUAUACUGGCUUAGUAAAGUCCUCAGUCAAAAGUCAACCCGCAUUUUCUCUCAACCACUGCCAAGUCAGUAAACAAUAGUCCUUGGCGGCAGCUGUGUGCACCCCAGCCAUACCUUUGGGAGCUUUUGCUCUACUGAUGACCCUGGGGUCGCCUGCUAACUAAAGGAAGAUUGCAGGACCCUCCACUGGCCCUGGACGUGGGGCCUCAGCACAUUGAUCAGACAUGGUCCCAGGCUGUGCCUAAUGAUGGAGGAGCGCACAAGUAAGAGCAAUGGUUUUGUCUCACUUGGAAGUAAUCCAAGGCUAAGAUUCGCAUAAUUCAAGCUGAAUCCCUUUCCUUUUCCCGAUGGAAUCAUGAGUAUGAUUACUACUUCAAUUUAGGAAGAUGAGAAAUAGAGACUGCUUGGUGUCUCAUAGCAUGAGACUUCAGGGGCCUAGAAAGGAGCCUCCAUGAUCUUCAGUGUUAGGUCUAGUCAUUUAAAGGUGAUUAGGUACAAGAAAAAGUGUAACAUACUGAAGCCAGAGCGUGCAUUGACUACUAGGAAAGACAUCGGAAUGCAGAAUGGCGAUUGAGAUUGGGCCAGGUGUCAGCCCUGGCCUAGUCUGUUAGUCAGUAAACGUUAAUGAAGCACCUACUAUGUUCUAGCCUCUGAGGACACAAAGGGAAACAAAAGACAGUCCCUGUUGUCAGAGCUCAGAAUCUAGUAUACAAACAUAGUGAUAGUUCAAGAAGAAGUAAAAGAUCAUGAACCUGACUGUUAAAUGAUCCAGGGAAAAGAAGGUGUUUUAUGAAUGGAAAUCCAUUUAGUUAAACAGGGGAAUAAGUGAAUAGAAAUAUGAGAAUAAUUACAGUUUAAGAAGGGCAGAAUUGGGGAACAGAUAGUAAAAAUCAAAAUCAUAAGGAAAAAAGUAAUAUCUAGCAGUUAAAUAGCACCUACUCUGUGCAGUGCAUUUCAUCAAUAUUAGCUCUUUUGGUUCUCAUAAGAACCAUAAGGGUUAAGUGUAAUAAUUAUUCUCAUUUUACAAGUGAAGCAAAUGGAAUGAGCAGAGGUCGUAUGACUUGCCUAGGGUCAUAGUACUAGCGAAUGUCUGGGAUUGGUAUGCUUCUAUCCAGUGUACCAAAAAAAUAAAAAUGCUCAUAUAUGAGUGAGGUUGAAUAUGAGAGAAGUUUACAAACUUUCUUGCUGAGGGAUGAACAUGCCUUUUUUUUGUUUGUUUUUAGCUCCUUAGCCAGUCAGCAAGAUGAAUGGCAAUUUACCAUUUAAAAUUCUUCUUACUUUCUCCAUUGUGCCACUUAGCUGCUUAAUUGGAAUCGGUUGAUACGAGCAGUAGCCAUUGUUUCAGUACCAUGAAUGUAGCUGAAGCAAACACUAUGGAAGCAUUUAGAGUUUGAUCAGACAUCAACGACUCCAAGAUAAUUCACCGUAUCUGGGGGCAUUGCAAGUCAUCUUGUCUUUUGCAACAUGAGCAAUAUGGAAAUCAGUUUUAGAUGACUGCACAUAUAUAAUCUAUAUCAGAAUGCUUGCCAUCUCAAGGAGUCGGGUGAGAAAGUAGGAAGGUACAGAAUUUGAAACUCCAAAUUUAAAAAAAUGCUGGAUCACCAUAGCCAAGAUAGCAGACAGAAAUCAGGGAUUUACCUCAGGUUUCUCAAAUUCUCCUCGAUAUGACUUUAAUAUAAUGUCUCAAAACAUUCUGUAACAGAAGAACUCCAAAAAGGAUGAGGUUAAAGAAUUUUUCUGCCUAGAGACUUUAGAAGGUCAGCAGGAAAGGUCACUCCCACCAUGGUGAAAGUGGAGCAAAGUCUAGCACAGGCUAACAGAAUAAUAGCAAGGCCAUGCCUUACUCUGUUAGCAGCAAAGCCAUGUGCCCUGACCCAUCAGCAGCAGGCCCUUAAGGGAACUGAACUGGCAGCAACAACUUGUGGAGCUCUUAGUCCACAGACAGUAAGGGCAGGGGGCAGUCAGACAACUUAACAGAAGAUCAGAGGUCCUUUUUGUAGCAUUGUGUGCAGGAGUCUGUUUUGUAGCUCAUAUGUGGAUUCUAGUUUCAGGCCUGGUGGCAGUCCCAAUGUAAGAACCUCCAUUAGUGACAAGCUCUAGAAGUAGUAGAAUUUGCACCCAUGAGGGAUUUGGGAUGUUGAUCACAGUUCCAAAAUGUAAAAUAAAAGGCUGGUUAUUCACAGUCCAGAGUAUAGGGCAAGAGAGUAGUGAACAUAUUUCUUUGUAUAUCACAUCACCUUGGAAGAAGUGAAAAUGUAUAGAAACAUUCCACCCCAUUCCAGCAACACCUCUGAAAGCACUUACAUUUAAAAACAAAACACCAGACUUCAAACAAUGCCUCAUCUACCCCAGGAGCAGACUUAAAAUUUAGCAUAAAAGUCAAGAAAUUAGCUACGGAAAUGAGCAAACAACUUUGAAAAAGCACUUCACCAUAAAAAGUUACUGUGGUGACAAGAAGAUCAAAACAAACUGAAAAUGACAAAGUUUCAAUGAAAAAUGUGAAUUGAUUUCAGGAACAAAAAAAUCCUAGAAGAGCUCAAAAAUGUAUUUUAAAACUCAAGAGAAAUUAGAGGGAAAUUGAGAAAUUAAUUGAGUUGUAAAUAAAAUAAAUUUUUCAAAAUGGUCUGUAGUUUGGUAAAGUAGGCACCAAAAUACUGAAUAAAAAGAUGUUAAAAAACAAUAAACCAAGUGAUGAAAAGGGCACCAAAAUCCAUUGAGAAAAGGAACUUCUUUAAAAUCAAAAUUGGCCAAAUGAUAUAAUAUAUACAAAAAUAUAUUGAAGAGAACUUCUUAAAAAGUAGAACUAGCCAAAUGGAAGAGACUCUAAAUGAACACUGUAAUGAGAAUAUCAACAACAUAGAAAUGGGUUUGAAUCAAGGACACAUGUGAUCCCCAGUGGAAUCAUGCGUUGGCUGUGGGAGGAGGUGGGGAGGAAAAGAUAAUGAUAUUUGUUUCCAAGGAAUAAUGCUUGAAAAUGAACAAAUAAAAUAAUGUUUAAAAGUUAAAAAAAAAAGUAGAGCUAGUCAAAUGGAAAGUGGAGCUACAAAAGUUAAAUGAAGAAAAUAAAUCCUUAGAAAUUAGAAUUGGGCAAGUGGAAGCUAAUGCCUCCAUGAGAUGUUAAGGAAAAAAAAAAUUUAAAUCAAAAGAAUAAAUUAAAAAAAAAGUGAAAUAUCUCAUUGGAAAAAUAACUGACCUAGAAUCGACGCAAGAGAGAUAAUUGAAUGACUGUACAAGCUAAAAGCUAAGAUUAAGAAAAAAAAAAAAAGCUAAAUUCCAGGGCUCUCACAUUAAGCAGGAAAUACAGCAAACAAUCCCCUGAAUUGAAACAAAAUACAGAUAUUGUGUAGCCACAGUCAUUAUACCACAAGUUUUAGCAGCUUUGAUAUUAAAUGAUUGGUGAAUUUGGAAUAUGAUAUUCCAGAGUGUAAAAGAACUAGGAUUACAAGCAAGUAUCAUCCACCCAGUAAAACUGAGUACAAACAUUCAUGAGGAAAAAAAUGAAUGUUCAGUGAAAUAGAGGUCUCCUCAAGCACUCUUUGUCAAAGGGACAGAGCUGAAAAGAAAAUCUGAUUUUCAAAUAUAAAUCUCAAGAGAUGCAUAAAGGAAAAGAAAUCCUAGAUCAAUCAGUAAAUUUAAGCUGCUUAUGUUCCUACAUGAAAAGAUGAUAUUUAUAAUUCCUAGGAACCUUAUCAUUAGAAGGGCAUGGGUAUGAAUUUAUAAUGAGAUGAAUGCAUAAAAAAAUUAAGGGGUGAGAAGGAUGCAUUGGAAGGAGGAAGGGAGAAAUAGAAUGGGGUCCUUUAUCUCACAAAAAAAAGUCAAAGAGCUUUUGAAGUGGAGGGUUAGAUGGAGUUGGGGAGAAGCACUUAAAUUUUAUUGAAAUUUGCUCAAAGGGCAAACAAUACACACAAUUGAGUAUAGAAAUACACUUUGCCUUCUAAGAGAAUAGGGAAGGGAUAAGAAAAGAGAAUUGGUUAAUUGGAAGAGGCAGUAGUCAGAAGCAAAACACUUGAGAAUGAAAGAAAAGCAAGUAAGAUAAACAGGGUAAAAUAGGAUGGAGGAAAAUACCCAGUUAAUCCUAAUGUCAAAAAAAUCACAGGGGGCAGCUGGGUAGCUCAGUGGACUGAGAGCUAGCCCUAGAGACGGGAGGUCCUUGUUUCAAAUCUGGCCUCAGACACGUCCCAGCUGUGUGACCCUGGGUAAGUCACUUGACCACCAUUGCCUAGCCCUUACCACUCUUCUGCCUUGGAGCCAAUACACAGUAUUGACUCCAAGAUGGAAGGUAAGGGUUUAAAAAAAAAAUCGCAGCAAGUUUCUCUAAAUAUGAAGAAUAUAUAUGUAUAUUUAAGGAAAUGAAAGUUAAACUACCUCAGGUACUUACGUUACACCUAUGUGAUUGGCUAAUAGAGAAAAGAAAAAUGACAAAUUGGGGAAAUGGGGGGAAAUUGAGAUGCUUAUGUAUUGUUGGUGGAAGUGAACUGAUUCAAACAUUCCGAAGAACAAUUUAGAAGCUUGCUCAAAAGGUUCUAAAACUGCAAUAUCAUGACCAGGUCUGUAUCCCAAAGAUAUCUUUUUUAGGGAAAAAAAGGCCUAUUUGUACAAAACUAUCUAGCAGUUCAUUUUGUGAUGGUAAAGAAUUGGAAAUUGAGGGGAUUCCCAUUAAUUGAGGAAUAAAUGAAGUUUUGGUAUAAUGAUUAUGACAGAAUACUAUUCUGCUAUAAGAAAUGAUGAGGAUAAUUUCAGAAAAAAAAAACCUGAAAAGCCUUUCAUUAUCUGAUUCAAAGUAAAGUGAGCAGAAUAUGGAGAACAUUGAACACAGUAGUUGCAAUUUUAUUCAGUGAUCAAGUGUGGAUGAAUUAACUAUUCUUAGUAAUACAAUGAUCCAAGACAAUUCUGAAGGACCCUGGAUAAAAAAUGCUACUUCCAAAGAAAACUGAUGGAGUCUGAAUGCAGAUCAGUCUUCCUUGAUUAGAUUUGCUUUUGUCGGGUCUUGGAAUGCAGGGGGCAAAAGAAUGGCUCAAAUUCUCUUGAACUGGAGACUCAAAUCAUGUUACUUCAAGAAGCAUUUCUCAAUCAGUUCUCAUAAAUCACCUACUAAGAGCCAGACAGUAGACUAAGUGCUAAGGAUUAAAAAAAAAAAACAGAUGAAAUGAUUAUUCCCUGGAGGAGCUUGCAUUCUAAUGGUUUAAGUCAACAAGCAUUUAUUAAACAUCUGGGACCCCAAGAAAUAGUAGUCUCUGGAGAUACCAGGCAUUGAUUAAAAACAAAAACCGGAAACAACUUGCAAAUACUAAAUUCCCUCAAAUCCCAGCAUGCCCACAUGUGCAUUUCCAUUUCUACUAUUAAGGUCUUAGGUCUCAGAAUGGCUGAUUAAGUCCUGCAGCAGAAGUGAGAGCCAAAAUAGGGGGCCUGUCGAGGAGCCUCUAGAAGUUUUACUUCUAUAAAUUUGAAACAUAGGAAUGAGAAAACAAUGGCUGAGGCACUUCCCAGAUACAGCUCAUAGCCUGCUAAAAGGUCUAGCUCAGAAAUUUCCUUACUUUAAUCUGUGGCGCUCCUGAAAGGCUUCUGGGGUCAACAUGAGUUGUAGGUGCUGAUUAAGCAACAAAUCUUGACCCAGAGCCAUAAACAAUUCCAGUCUCGAAGCUACACAGGACAAGAGAGUUUCCAACAAAGCAAUCUGGUUUUCCCACAGGUUCUAAAUAUGCUUCAAGGAGAAGAUGCCCACAAAGGCAUGCCAAACCUCAACAGCAUCAUCGUAGCGUCAGGCUGGCUCCAGAGCUCCCUCCUGAAUUUCACAGGUUGAGUUUUCCAUAUGAUAUCUCAGAAAUGAGGCAAGUCUAAGCAGGGGCUUUCUAAAGGUAUCAGAAACAGAUGCAAGCUUUAAUCUUCUGACAGUGAUAGCAUUUACAAGACUUUUCUCCAGCAAGACUUGUUUUCUGGUAAAAAGCAAAGGGAAUGUUGGCUCUACCGUUUCCCCAUCAAUUAUUGGGAAGACUACUACAAAUGAUCUCAUGUAACCUUGUGCUCUAGGCCUUUCCAUCUCCUUUCCCUUUGAGAUUUGAUUAAUUAAUUUUUUUUCUUUAUGCCAAAAGGAGAUAAACAACUUUCUCCUUCCAGACUGAAUCCUUUUGGUGACUGACAAACAAGGAAACCAAAUCAGAGACAGUGAAUGCAAUCUCAUGGGCACAUCUGCCAGUGGAGGUAACCUACCCUGGGAGUCAAGUCUUCUGAUUCUCUGGGGAAGAGGGAGGCCUGAGACAGCCAAUGUUUGAUACAAUUGCUCAGAGAUCUACUUGUGUCAGUCUUCCUAUUGACACUACUGGAAUCACUGAGUAUGAAUAAUAUAGACUGUAUGUGGUUCUACUGGCUCCAUCGAUUUCUUGCUAGAUGGGUACAAUGAGCAAAAAUUGGACCCCCACCCUUUUUGAAUAGCCCUCUGCCCUUCCUAAAUCAAUGAUUUUACCCCUAGACAUUGCUAAUCAGUAUUAUCCUGUUUAAAGACAUUCCAUAAGGGGACUGAUUAUUUCUUGUGUAUUAAAAGACAUUAUUAUACAAUGAGUCAUUUAAGGAUAAUCAACUAAUCCCAAUAUGUAACAGAAUUAAGAAUAAUUAGAGUAGGUUAAAUAGAUCCUCUCUUAUAGUAGAUUUUCAACUUGUCAUUACCAUGUACUUCACUGAGCACAAGAGUGUCCUAACUAGAGGACCUCCAUCGAUGUGGCCUGAUGACUAAGUGGGCAAGGAAGACCCCCAAACCUCCAGCCUGGACGGUCUUAGUACUGUAGGAUAGAAAUAUUCUAAUGGGUUGGAAGGUCCCUGCAAAAUGUAAAAUGUCCCCUUGUUAGGAGUCUGUUGGCCAACAUUUGGGGAUUCUGUCUUCUCUGUAUAUACAUUUGUAAGUCUAUUACUCAACAAUAGAGGUGGAGAUCUACUAGACCUUUACUCUGUGAACCUCAAAGUGACAGUGGGACCCCCAAGGAGAUUCUGUACUUAGUACUGUCCCAUCUGAACACUCUGGGAUUUAAAGAUUAUAAACCUUGACUCUGAACAUGAAGUGGUCUCAGAUAGUGGCCAGGUCCAUUUAAUAAAUAGUAAUUGACUCAGAGCUCUGCCUCAGUGACUUUAUAGGUUAGAUCAUUUCUGGUAUUACAUUAUGGUUACCCCAGAUAGGAUGAUGAGUUGUGGACCUUCUCUAAAUGCUCCAUCCCACUCAAGGUACUCCUCCUCCUUUAAAAAAUAGGAAGCUAGUACCCUGAUAAAUUUUCACCAUUGGCUCAUCCACCAACAAAGACUUGGGUUGGUGGGACUCUCUAUUGUUCCUACCCAAAUUCUCCAAGCUUAAGAUGUCUCCCCAAGGCUACGGAUUGGUGAAUUUACCUGAAAUCACUCCCCUACAACACCCCACAAAUUUAAAGGGGUAAAAGGAGGUCCAAAUUGUACUGAAAGUGACUAUUUGGGUUUAUGACUAAAUUAUUUGAAUUAACGAGCACUUACAUAAAUUGCUUGAAUUAUUUGGCCAUAUUUUCUGCUUUUAAAGCCUAGGUUGAUUUUUUUUCCUCCUUUUUUCUUAUCAGAGCUUAGGAGGUAUAACGGAAUCAUUGCUACUGCCACUUUUUCAGCCUCCAACCAGGAAAAUCAACAAACAAAAAAAUAUUUCAAGUUUCAAACAGAUUUUUUACUUGGUAGUGGUCAGGAAUGGAAGUUUUUUUUUUUUUUUAAGAAUAUAUACAUUUCAUUGAUUAUAAUAUGAAUAAAGUCAUUUUCAGUGAUAUUAGGGUUUCUGCUUCAGAUACUGAAGACCUAUGUGGCUCAUCUGAGCCCCCCCAGUGGCCCAUUUCAGGAAUUUGAAAUUGGAGAACUUUCUAAAAUAGUUCCCUGAACCCUAAGAGUAUUCAUUAUAAACCAUAAUGAUGCACUCAGUACCUCCAGGAUUAGUGCACCAUCCUUCUAGUUAGAGAGGGGUAAUAAGAUAGGGGUACAAAAAUCAAAAGUGGAACCUCUAAGACAUUUAGUACUCAGAAUCAUAGCCUUUGGGAAUCCAGUUGUCUCAGAAAAACUUCUGAAGUUGCCCUCUCCUAGGUAGGGAUGUCCACAGGAUGGAGGGUGUUAGGAUCACAUGUUAAAAGGAUUCAGAGAAAUUGUUUUGGCUACAAUUUGAAAUUUGUUACUAUUCUACCCUUGGAAAAUGAUUGGCUUUUAUUGACUUCCAACCUUCUUGCCCUGUUAUCCCCAGGCCUAUAAGAUGAGCAAGGCAGAAGAAUGAGAACAGCCUACAGCUCCCUAAAACACCUGCAUAAGUAAAAUUUGGCCUUACCUGAGCCAUUCUAUUCUUUGGAUUAAUCCAAGUUAGCAGGUGCUUCCAAGCAUUUGUUUUCAGUCUGUGCUUUUUCGCUUUGGUCUGAUCACCUGGAGAGAAAUGAUUAAAUAAAGCAAACCUUUUUUAAACA
This is a messenger RNA of Monodelphis domestica (gray short-tailed opossum), 16141 nucleotides long. The record is from RefSeq and is a predicted model, not a curated record. Lineage: Eukaryota; Metazoa; Chordata; Mammalia; Didelphimorphia; Didelphidae.